Manis pentadactyla (Chinese pangolin) is the source of this 4304-nucleotide messenger RNA. RefSeq names its product ZFP90 zinc finger protein (gene ZFP90). Lineage: Eukaryota; Metazoa; Chordata; Mammalia; Pholidota; Manidae. The transcript has 5 exons. The coding region runs from base 307 to 2211 and encodes 634 amino acids. The record is from RefSeq and is a predicted model, not a curated record. Gene Ontology annotation, molecular function: DNA-binding transcription factor activity; RNA polymerase II cis-regulatory region sequence-specific DNA binding. Gene Ontology annotation, biological process: regulation of transcription by RNA polymerase II.
GGCUCCGCGUGCGCAGGCGCACUUCCGGCUCUGUUCCGCCGCUGCGGCCAUUGUCCGGCCCCUGCGCGGCUAAGGCCGCUUUGGGCCGCCCCUCACCACAUCAGAAUUCGAGAGGACUGAGCCUGCUGCGGGGCCGGGAGGAGCGGGCCUGACCCCUGGGUGGGCCCAGGUGGCGAAAUCCGGAGCCCCCAGGAGGCGGUGAUUUGCGCGCGUCGGGACGACACUCCUACGGGUUUGGCGUGUGUCCGCGGGGCCGCGCCCACCAUCCUGCGGCCCAGUGUGGGAGUCGGGCCCGGCGAGGCAGGAAUGGCCCCGAGGCCGCCGACGGCCGCGCCCCAGGAAUCAGUGACAUUCAAAGAUGUGGCUGUGGACUUCACCCGGGAAGAAUGGCACCACGUGGACCCUGCUCAGAGGCGCUUGUACAGGGAUGUGAUGCUGGAGAACUAUAGCCACCUGGUCUCUCUUGGAUAUCAAGUUUCCAAGCCAGAGGUGAUCUUCAAAUUGGAGCAAGGAGAAGAGCCAUGGAUAUCAGAGGGAGAAAUCCAAAGACCUUUGUGUCCAGACUGGAAGACCAGGCCUGAAGCCAAAUCGUCAAAUCUUCAGCAAAGCAUAUCUGAAGUAUUCCAUAGCACCUGUGAUCUCUCACAUGCCACAUUAGAAGAUUCUUGGGGUGUUAGUAGCCAGUUAGAGAGGCAUCAGGAAAACUGGAAGAGAUAUCUGGGACCAGAUGCCUCCACCCCGAAGAAAAUACUCACACCAGAGGAAAGUUUUGAGCAAAAUAAAUUUGGUGAAAACUCUAGAUUGAACACAGACCUAGCUACACAACUGAACAUUCCUUCAAGACCUAGUGAAUAUGAUUCACUUGGAAGCAAUUUGGGACAUAAUUCAGACUUACUUAAUCAGAAUAAUAUCCUUGCAAAAAAGAAACCUUAUAAAUGUAAUAAGUGUAGAAAAGCCUUUAUUCAUAGAUCAUCACUAAGUAAACAUGAGAAAACUCAUAAAGGAGAGGGCACUUACCCCAAUGGUGCAGAUCAGGGAAUUUAUCCUGGAAAAAAACACCAUGAAUGUACUGACUGUGGGAAAACCUUCCUCUGGAAAACACAACUCACUGAGCAUCAGAGGAUUCACACUGGCGAGAAACCCUUUGAAUGUAAUGUGUGUGGGAAGGCCUUUAGGCAUAGCUCAUCCCUUGGUCAGCAUGAGAAUGCUCAUACUGGAGAGAAACCUUACCAGUGUAGUCUUUGUGGGAAAGCCUUCCAGCGCAGCUCCUCCCUUGUUCAACAUCAGAGAAUUCACACUGGAGAGAAACCCUACCGUUGUAAUUUGUGUGGGAGGUCUUUUAGGCAUGGCACAUCCCUCACUCAACAUGAGGUCACGCACAGUGGAGAGAAACCCUUCCAGUGUAAGGAAUGUGGGAAGGCCUUUAGUCGAUGUUCCUCUCUUGUGCAGCAUGAGAGGACUCAUACAGGAGAGAAACCUUUUGAAUGUAGCAUAUGUGGGAGGGCUUUUGGUCAGAGCCCAUCCCUUUAUAAACAUAUGAGGAUUCAUAAGAGAGGCAAGCCUUACCAAAGCAAUAACUACAGCAUGGAUUUCAAGCAUAGCUCAUCUCUUACUCAAGAUCAAAGUACUCUGACUGAAGUGAAAUCUUAUCAUUGUAAUGACUGUGGGGAAGACUUCAGUCACAUUACAGAGUUUACUGACCACCAGAGGGUCCAUACUGGAGAGAACCCCUAUAAUUGUAAGCAGGACUUCAGUCAACAACCUCAUUCUCAUCCUGGAGAGAAACCCUACCACUGUAAUGUAUGUGGAAAAGCUUUCAAAAGGAGUACAAGUUUCAUAGAGCAUCACAGAAUUCAUACUGGAGAAAAACCCUAUGAAUGUAAUGAAUGUGGAGAAGCCUUCAGUCGGCGCUCAUCACUCACUCAACAUGAGAGAACCCACACUGGAGAGAAACCCUAUGAAUGUAUUGACUGUGGGAAAGCCUUCAGUCAAAGUUCAUCCCUCAUUCAGCAUGAGAGAACUCAUACUGGAGAAAAACCCUAUGAAUGUAAUGAAUGUGGGCGAGCCUUCAGAAAGAAAACCAAUCUGCAUGAUCAUCAGAGGAUUCAUACCGGAGAAAAACCCUAUGCUUGUAAGGAAUGUGGGAAAAACUUCAGUCGAAGUUCAGCUCUCACUAAACACCAGAGAAUUCAUACUCGAAAUAAACUCUAGGAACCCUGAAAUUAAGGAAUGUGCAGAAAGCUUUAGCUAAAAUAUCAGUCUUACUCAGUAUCAGAGGAUUCUCACUGGAGAGGAAGCUUAAAAAUGUAAUGAAUUAUGUGUGUGUUUGUAUGUUGUGUGUGGAGAAAACUCUGUGCUAGUAGACAAUACUUUUUUAAUAAAGCCACGUUCUCAGAUAUGAUUACAGACUUUUGUAAAAACAAUUACAAACAUAUAACCAUUUGGAAAUGAUGUGUCUAUAUAUUGGACUUUAUAAAGCUUUUGAACUUAUGUAUGCAGGGGAUCACCAACUUUGGACAGUUUGACUUGUAACUCUGUUUACACCCUUUUAAAAUAAAUUUCCUGUAGUAAUGACCAAAACUCAAUUUUAAAACUCCUUGACAACUGCAUUCAACUGCAGCUCUUAUAUUAAAUUCACCACAGAAACCAUUUCCUCCUCCAGGAAUUCACCAUUCAAAAAAUUAGAUCAACUGGUCCAACCACUUCCUUAUAAAGAUGAAGACACUGAAAGCCAAAGAUGUGAAGUGGUUUGCACAGUAUGAAAUAAUGUCAAAGCUGGGUGAACAGUGCAGGUCUCCUGGAUCUUUGGCCCCAUGAUCUUGUCACUGAAAAGAUUUUAUGGAAUUCUGAGGGUUUUAAAAUAAAUUUUAAAGCCAGACGCACAUUCAAUGAGCACUCAUGAGUUGGGUACUUUGGGAAUUCAUAAAAGCAUAAGAGGCAGCAAAACAUAUGCAAAUCUGUCACAGACUUAUUUAAAGCACUUGUUGGAAGCUUACAGACCAAAAUGUUAACAGAAACUGUAAAUAGUUGAACUACUGGUGACUUUUUUCUUUCCUAUGUAUCUUAAUUGUACCUUCAGCUAAUAUGUCAGUUUCAUAGAGUUGUUGAGUCCUCUUACUGUGUUUUUUAUGACCCUGCUGUGAAAAAGCACCUUCCAGGCUUCCUAUAUUGGAUCAAUGAGAAAACAACACAAAACUAAGGAGAAUUUCCCCCCAAAUUAAAUUUACUGUAAAGAAGUAUAAAUCCAAUUGCCCAUUGCCAUAAAAUUUGUCUUUAAAUCAGUUUAGAGAAUCAGAUGCAGUGGCUUAUUUUGUGUAUUAAGGAAGUAUUUCACCAUAAAAAUGUUUUUUUAGCUCUUUGUUGCUUUUCCAUCAGUAAAGCUUGAGCUAAGCUUCAGUAGCCCACUCCAAUCCUUAAUGUCCCCUGAUGGCUUCCGUGGGCUAUUCUAAAGGAAUUUCCCAGAACUUUUUCCCAGAACAGUGCAGAAAAAUUUAGAAGUAACUGUGGACAUUGACCCUUUUCACACAAGAACCUCUCCCCUCUUUAAGAUAAGCAAAUCUUCCCAUCCUAACAAUGAAUCACAGAGAGGAGGGAUAUGGAUGAUGUUGACUUCUUUGCGUACAGAUGGCAGGAUCCAUCAUCCUUGUCUCAUUCUGCAUGAGGCCACUCCCAAACAUUCUUCAUAAUUCUUUGCAGGAAAGAUGUGCAGGGGGCUGAAAUGUGGGAUAUCGAGUCCAAUGAGUCUACCACAUGUGGAGCAAUAUGGGAUACUCCAUAGCAGAUCUGCCCUUCCAAGACAUUCACUAUUCGAAAAUGCCUUGUUUAUGAUCCAUGUUUAGUGCACACACAAUGCCAAGGUAAUGCUUGUGUUGUCUGAUACAUAGUUUGACAAUGGGUAAUUCUACUGAGACCCUCCUCUACUGAUUGGCUAGGAAGCCUAUCGGGAACUUGUUUUGCUGCUGGUUGGAGAUCCUCAUAGUGGACUACUUGCAAGAACGGCAUGAUUUGUAACCAACUGAGUGCUACCCUACUGUUAUGGAAUUUUAUAGACUUAGUUUCAGAAGACCCAAAGGAGAUCACUGGUUUGUGUGUGGAGCCUGGCCCAGAUCCAACAAAAUGACUCUCAGUGCAUCUUCAUUGACAGGGAGGGAGUCCAUAAUAUAUGUGUUGCUGAUUGAGCAGAGGAUUCUGUAGUCUUAGUAGCCAUGCACAAUGCACUUAAGAACACCCAGCCUUCUAGGUCUCAUGAAAUGCACCCUUGUAACAUCAUUGAUUUAUUUCAAUAAAUAGCCUGCUUAGUUGAA